CAAUGCUGAAGACACCGUCAGAUUUGGGCCUCCCUGCAGGGCAGACAGUGCCAAUUGAUUAUAUGCGAUAUGAUGUUCCAGUAGGGACAUCACUGCAUCAUGGAUUUACUGCUAAUGAGCCAUCCACUAUCUUGGCGGAUAGGCAUCAAAUAUAUAACCAGUGGAUCGCAUCUGGGAAACCUCAUAAUAUCAUUUGUUCCCAAUGCCGCAAGCCCAAUAAUCUGAAAUUUUGCGAGUCCUGCUGUAGAUCCUACCACGCGUCAUGCCUGCCCCCGCCUGACGUGCCUCCUCAGUCGAUGCGGUUUUACUGCCCAGCAUGCAGCAGCGGACAAUGGAGUCGUUCGUCGUCGGCUGUUGGCACCCCAACCACAGUAUCUCCUGAAGCUUCCCGGUCCGGCACACCGGUUGUACAUAGUACACCGAGGGACAUCAUGAGUCCUGCGCAACCAAUGGGCAGAUCCACGCAGUCAACACAGGCAACGCCGCAUAGGAUGCACGCCCCGUCAUCUACUGACGGCCGUGCCGAGCCAGUACCAAACGUCUUUGACCCUCGCAUAUUAACCCGAGCCCAGGAAUUUCUCCGUACUCAUGGAGGCUUUCCAGAGUCUCAGGAGUUCUCCGCGGACUUUCUCUUGAAACUUGGCUCUAUGAUGGCAGAGCUUGACCUUAAUCGGGAACGAGUCCAAGAGUUGGCAUCCGAAAAUACACACUUGCGACAAGAUAACGCGAACAUCAGAGCGUACUUGGACUCCAACUCGACGACAGGAAUGCGGAUUGCUCCUCCUGGUGGUGAUUUAUCUUCCAUUCAGCGACCCUCUACUGAUACGACUGGGAAAUCAUGGGAUAGAAUCGUGAUGGAUUUGAUUUGAGCGCUCAGAAGAUAGAAGAGACAGGCACCUUAUGUCACGGCCACACCAUUAAGUACGAACAGAAGUCUGGCGACGACUUUUAAUUUCGGAGACUUCAUUCUCACCAUGUCGCAGCGGAGAGGAGAGGCUUCGCGCUAUCGAUGCUGGAAUACGCGCGCCGUGUCUCCUUUGGUUGCACACCCUGCCCAUAAUCGAGGCACCAGCCAAUUAGCGCCGGGCACUGCACCAGCUCCAGACCAUCCCCGACGAUCACUCAUGGGCGUGCCUGACGGCAGUUACCGUAGGCGAGGUGCGACGCCAGCAUCCCAGACGAUCCCCCUCAUUUCGAUGUAACAUCCGAUCGCUUUGUUGUGCUUUGGUUUAGCGGGGUUGCGGAGAUUCUGUUGAUAUUU
Molecule: messenger RNA, 1261 nt
Organism: Aspergillus versicolor CBS 583.65
Lineage: Eukaryota; Fungi; Ascomycota; Eurotiomycetes; Eurotiales; Aspergillaceae
Product: PHD finger protein
Exons: 2
Source: RefSeq, a predicted model, not a curated record